Molecule: messenger RNA, 2214 nt
Organism: Striga hermonthica
Lineage: Eukaryota; Viridiplantae; Streptophyta; Magnoliopsida; Lamiales; Orobanchaceae
Source: the annotation of a GenBank genome assembly
AUGCACGUUUUAUCUUACUUGCAGAACAAGGGUUCAAGUGAUCGGCGUAGAUGGAGCUUCCGUAAGAGAUCUGCUAGGCAUCGGGUCUUGAGCAACACUGUUGGUUCAGAAGCACCUUCAUCUGUGAACAAGGAGAACCCAGAAUCUCCAGCCGUCAACUUUUCUGCGCAUGCCGACUUCACUGCUCCAGAGAAACCCUCGGUUAUUCAGUUGACUGAAGAAAAGGCCGAGUUGCCCACUCAACUGGGCUCAAAGUUAUCGGAAACCCAAUCCGAAGUUGAAGAUGACUGCAAAAAAAAUACAACCCUUGAUGAGCCAAGUAUUAUCAUAAUCCAGGCUGCCAUCAGGAGGCUGCUGUCUCAGCGGGUGCUACUGAAACAGAAGAACAUAAUUAAGCUGCAAGCUGCUGUGAGAGGGCAUAUAGUCCGGAGGCAUGCUGUUGGAACUCUCCGGUGUGUUCAAGCUAUCAUCAAGAUGCAAGCUCUUGUUAGAGCACGACAUGCUGGUCGGCUGGACAAUAAUGACCCAACCAUCUUGGGGAAGAAAGAAGCCAAACCAAACACCAGAUACACUUAUGUUUCCAUUGAGAAGCUACUCUCUAAUGCUUUUGCUCGUCAGCUUAUGGAGUCAACCCCAAGGAACAAACCCAUCAACAUCAAAUGUGACCCCUCAAAAUCUGACUCUGCCUGGAAAUGGCUCGAAAGAUGGAUGUCUGCCUCAUCGGUGAGCAGCACAGGAUCACCUGAAUCUGAAUCAACCGAGGAAAAGCGUGAGGACAAUCUUGAACUUUCUGAUGGCCAAGUAGACAUUGUAACUCCAAGUUACUGUUAUGCUGAGUUAAAAGACCCGAAUUCUACUUUGGUUGCAUCGGCUGUAUCCUCUGAGACUCAGGAAAAUGUCAUCAGUCGUGACUUGACCAGCUUGGCUCUCCACUCUGCCGAAUCUAUGUCGCCUGCAUCCAACCUCUCUAAUCUGCAUGAAGUUGAUCAACUGAACUCGACAACUGAUGGAACAGAAUCUGCUCUCCUCGAGAUUAGAGAGAAAGAUUUCAUUGAGGUGGUUGAGGUGAAAUCUCUUCCCCAAAAGGACGAAAAUACGUUAGAGGAGCAAAUAGAAGCCGGGGCGAAAAAGCUGUCGAGGAAGGCAAGCAAUCCUGCCUUUGUUGCAGCUCAGUCAAAGUUCGAAGCACUGACUUCCGCAAAAUUAGCCCCUUCAUCUACCCACGAUCUUGAAUUCGAAACUGGACUUGACAAGGGCAGGUUUUCCCUCUCAACCGAUCAAACACCCAAAUCCACGGGCAACAAGGUACUGGACAAUGCCGCUGUAUCUGCUGCCACAUCAACGGUCCUGAUCGCCUCUGAAUGUGGGACUGAACUAUCUAUUUCUUCUACACUCGAUUCACCAGACAGGUCGGAGGCUGGGGCCAACGAGAUCGAACAGGAAAUGAAACCUUCGGACGACACCAAGCAUUUUAAGACUGAAGAGAAUACUGAAAUUGAAGCAGAUGGGAAAACGCCAACUGCACCGGAAACUGACUCAUUUACCUACACAAUGGGUUCAAAAAUAUACGAAAGUGUUGACUCAGCUGCUGUCGGGUCCCGUGAUUACACAAAUGCUGAAGACUUCCCGAGUGUAGAGAAAAAGCAAGAAGCUAAGACAACUGACAUACAGCUGGAGGUCGAGUCUGAUGCUUCGCCAAGAAGCCAUAUAACCGUCCCAGAAUCCCAAGCAACUCCUGGUAGCCAGGUGUCUGUCAAACCCAAGAAGCGCAAGGGUGAGAAAAGUGAUUCUUCCAGUCGUAAGAACAGGUCCUCAUCUGCGGAUAAGAACCGCAACAAAGAAUCUGUAUCAAGAACUGGCUUGGAGCAGCUACAGGAGCCCAAAGCAGCUGGAAAGAGGCGAAACUCGUUCGGGUCGGGCAGUAAGCCUGACCACAAGGAGCAGGAGCCGAGAGAUAGCAGUAGCAGUAACUUUCUGCCAAGUUACAUGCAGGCGACUGAGUCCGCGAAGGCUAAGGCUAUUGCUAAUGGGUCCCCGAGAUCAAGCCCGGAUGUGCAUGAUAAGGAUAUUUACAUAAAAAAGAGGCAUUCUUUACCCGGUACGAAUGAGAGGCAAGGAUCACCUCGCAUUCAGCGGUCUCUGUCUCAGGCACAGCAGAACACAAAGGGAACUGCAACAAUACAUUCUCCUCAAGACAGGAAAUGGCGGAGGUGA